This is a messenger RNA of Mugil cephalus (flathead mullet), 2015 nucleotides long. RefSeq names its product prenyl (decaprenyl) diphosphate synthase, subunit 1 (gene pdss1). Gene Ontology annotation, biological process: ubiquinone biosynthetic process; isoprenoid biosynthetic process. The record is from RefSeq and is a predicted model, not a curated record. Gene Ontology annotation, molecular function: prenyltransferase activity. Gene Ontology annotation, cellular component: mitochondrion; transferase complex. Lineage: Eukaryota; Metazoa; Chordata; Actinopteri; Mugiliformes; Mugilidae. The transcript has 11 exons. The coding region runs from base 46 to 1311 and encodes 421 amino acids.
CGUUGCGCUAUAUAAUAUGUUCCCAAUGCAUGCCAUAGUGGGAACAUGGCGGUACCGUGGUGGAGACAGUGUCGAAGGUGGAGUACAAACUGCACGACCACCAGUUUACUUGAAGCGCUGCGGUAUUUUAACGUCAGAUCCGUGUCCUCCGCCGCGUCCUACCUGGGCCGGGCGCCCUCGAGCUCCGUGUCGCGGAAUGAGAGGCAGCCACGGCCGUCUGCACACACACACCGGAAUACCCUGCCCUUUAAUUUAUCUCUAACCAGUCACAAUUCCCGGUUGCUGUAUCCCACGCUACAGUCUUGCUGUUGCAGAACAACGCACAGCGAUGCGAAACUCAAGGACCCUUUCACGUUAGCACAGAAAGAUUUAACAAGUUUAUAUGACGACAUCAAAAAGGAGCUGUUCGUCUCCAGAGACGAGCUGAAGUUUCUAUGUGACUACUACUUCGACGGCAAAGGCAAAGCUAUCCGACCAAUGAUUGUUGUCCUGAUGGCCCGCGCCCUCAACAUCCACAGCAACAGAGCUGGAGAUUUGCUCCCGGGGCAGAAGGCCAUCGCUAUGAUCACUGAAAUGAUUCACACUGCCAGCCUGGUGCACGAUGACGUAAUAGAUGGAUCAGAUAAGCGGAGAGGAAAGAGAACGAUAAAUGAAGUGUGGGGUGAAAGAAAGGCCAUCUUAGUCGGAGAUUUCAUCCUCUCCGCUGCCUCGAUGGCUCUGGCUCGCAUCGGCAACAACACGGUGGUGAAGGUCUUAUCCCAGGUGAUCGAGGAUCUUGUGCGAGGCGAAUUCAUGCAGCUGGGCUCCAAAGAAAACGAGAACGAGAGAUUCAAGCACUACCUCGAGAAAACCUUCAAGAAGACAGCCAGUCUUAUUGCACACAGUUGUAAAGCAGUAUCUAUCCUGGUGAACUCUGAUCCUGAGGUUCAUGAAAUAGCCUACCAGUACGGGAGAAACGUCGGCAUCGCUUUUCAGCUGGUGGACGAUGUUUUGGACUUCACAACCGGAGCCAGUCAGCUGGGGAAACCUUCUGCGGCCGAUCUGAAACUCGGCUUGGCCACCGGACCGGUCCUGUUCGCUUGUCAACAGUUUCCUGAGCUUCACUCAAUGAUCAUGAGACGUUUCAGCUCCAAAGGAGACGUGGACCGAGCCUGGCAGUACGUCCUUCAGAGCGAUGGUGUGCAGCAGACCAGCUUCCUGGCCCAACGCUACUGUCAAGAAGCCAUCAGACAGAUCAGCAUGCUGCGGCCCUCCCCGGAGAGAGACGCCCUCAUCAGGCUCACGGAGAUGGUUCUCACCAGAGACAAGUGAAGCUCCUCUGCCAGGUUUCCCUUCAGGCAGCUACCCCGCGAAAAGGCGACUCACCCCGGCGCCCUGGGCGUCUGUGCUGGACAGGGUCGGGUAAAAAAAAAAAAUAAAAUAAAAACGGUGAGAGGAGCGAUGGGAGUUCAGUUUGGAAGGACCCCUGCUUCUGUUUUUUUAGUGUAAACACUAAAUGAAUCUGGCAGCAUGCAGGAGUCUCUCUGAACUGAUUGUCGUUUCAACGCUCUCUCAGCCGCUCCCUAAAAUGUCCACGGGGGUGAGUCACCUGGACGAAAUGCAAAUAUUUACACGUUUGUUUUUAGCGAAAACCGUUGAUGAUUUGGAAAUGAAUUGCAAUCUUAAAUCAAGAAAACAAUCCUUCACUACAUACAGUACUGUAACUGCAGCAGCCUGCCGUGCCUCACGCCAGCCGACUGUGACCUGACAGAGUUUGUUACAUGCUGGUCCCUGAGCGGCGGCGGCGGCGGCGGCGUUGCAGAGCUCAUUAUUCCAAGUGGGAUGGAAAGCGUGUCAUCGUUGUUGUGUUUGUUCGGCUCCGUCCGCACACCAGAGGCCAAACAGUCGCGCGUCUCUGUCUGUGAAAUGUUAAGAGGUUACUCCUGUAAGUGUCCUGUAACAACCUCGGCCUUAACAUCUCCAACGACUGUGUGCUCAAUAAACCAACAGUUGACUUUUUGUUUUUUAUUUAAACC